AUGAAGAAUUCCAAUAAUUCCAAUAAUAUAGAAAAAUAUGAAAGUCUACUCAAACCCAAUUUGAGCAUUGAGGAAGUACCAAUAUCUUUGGUACCAGAUUCAGAUAUUGAUCUCUCAGAGAGCCAGUUUCAAUUACUAGACUUAUUGCAUAUAGUUAUUUUGAUAAUGACUAUUAUAAUAUUGAUUAUGGUGCUCAAUAUUCAUGCAGCAGCAGCAGCACCUUGGAAUAUCAACCAGUAUGUAUAA
This is a messenger RNA of Debaryomyces hansenii CBS767, 246 nucleotides long. Its product is annotated as DEHA2E20328p. The record is from RefSeq and is a predicted model, not a curated record. Lineage: Eukaryota; Fungi; Ascomycota; Pichiomycetes; Serinales; Debaryomycetaceae. Bases 1 to 246 code for a protein of 81 amino acids. The transcript has a single exon.